AUGUUCACCCCAUUCGUCGUCGCUCUCGCUCUCUCAGCAGGUGUACUCGGCGCUCCGGCACCAGCAGCAGCAGACGCCAAGUCAUCGACGACUAUCAAAGCUACAGCCACUUCGGUCUCUUCGUCCGCCUCCACGGUCCCAUCGCCAACCAGCGAUUCGUCCUUGCCGGUCCCGACUGUACCCUAUGCAUCUGAUGACUUGAACGAGUCGUACCUCGACAAGUUCCAAAACGAGCUCCCGGAGCCGAUUCGAGGUGCCGCAGGUGCCAAGUUGCUCGGUCCUCAAAAUGUCCCUAUUGACCGACAGAAUCCUGACUUUUUGGCGAGCCCAAGUACUGACAACGGAGCCGUUUCCAACGCCAAGUGGCCAUUCAGCUUGUCGCAUAACCGAGUUCAGGAUGGUGGUUGGGGGCGUCAACAGAAUGUCCACACGAUGCCCAUCGCAACGGCUAUGGCUGGUGUGAACAUGCGUCUGAAAGCUGGAGGAAUUCGUGAAUUACACUGGCAUACUGCUGCGGAGUGGGCAUACGUGUUGGCGGGAAGCUGCCGUGUUGGUGCUGUCAACGCCGACGGCCAAAAUUAUCAGGCCGAUGUUUACCCGGGUGACCUUUGGUACUUCCCAGCUGGUGUCCCACACGUCCUCCAGGGCCUCAACAAUACUGCCGAUGGCUGCGAGUUCCUCCUGGUGUUCGACGACGGAGAGUUCAGCGAAGAUUCCACCUUUUCAGUUACAGAUUGGAUGGCACACGUUCCCAAGGAAGUACUGGGCAAGAACUUCAAGGUCAACGCUUCCGCCUUUGACCAUAUUCCAGAUCGUCAGCUGUGGAUGUUGCCUAGUGCGGUCCCUACUGGCACUGCCGACGGUGAUUUGGUGAAGAGCCCUCAAGGAGUUUCUACUCUCCCUUACUCGUUUGCUGCUAGCAAGGCCAACGCAACAAAGGUUGCGGGUGGAUCAGUCAAAGUUGUUGAUUCAAGAACCUUUGAAGUUAGCAAGACCAUUGCUAUGGCUGAGGUCACCGUCGAGGUCGGAGGAAUUCGUGAGCUCCACUGGCAUCCGACUCAACCCGAAUGGAGUUAUUUCAUUCAAGGAAAUGCGCGCAUCACUGUUUUUGCUGCUCAGGCCAACGCCCGUACCUUUGACUACCAGGCUGGUGAUAUCGGCUACGUACCUCCUUCCUUCGGCCAUUAUGUCGAGAACAUUGGCAACACCACGCUCAAGUUCCUCGAGAUCUUCAACGCCGACAAAUACGAGGAUAUUUCUUUGAACCAGUGGCUCGCUCUCACUCCUCCCGAACUGGUCAAGGCUCACUUGCAACUCAGCGACGAUACCAUUAGCAAGCUCCAAAAAGUCAAGCCAAUCGUUGUUGGGUCCGGUCUCCUCUAA
Molecule: messenger RNA, 1383 nt
Organism: Rhizoctonia solani
Lineage: Eukaryota; Fungi; Basidiomycota; Agaricomycetes; Cantharellales; Ceratobasidiaceae
Product: oxalate decarboxylase
Exons: 13
Coding region: 1-1383 (460 amino acids)
Biological process (GO): oxalate metabolic process
Cellular component (GO): cell wall
Source: RefSeq, a predicted model, not a curated record